Molecule: messenger RNA, 6322 nt
Organism: Eubalaena glacialis (North Atlantic right whale)
Lineage: Eukaryota; Metazoa; Chordata; Mammalia; Artiodactyla; Balaenidae
Gene: OTUD7B
Product: OTU deubiquitinase 7B
Exons: 13
Coding region: 741-3272 (843 amino acids)
Biological process (GO): protein deubiquitination involved in ubiquitin-dependent protein catabolic process; protein K11-linked deubiquitination; protein K63-linked deubiquitination
Cellular component (GO): cytoplasm; nucleus
Molecular function (GO): DNA binding; cysteine-type deubiquitinase activity; zinc ion binding
Source: RefSeq, a predicted model, not a curated record
AGAAUGUACAGUGUGCAAUGAUGGUAUGAAUGACUAAGUUGUGUUUGUGGGAGAAUAAAUGAGAAUGACUGGAGAGAAUGUGGGUUGGUCAAGUCAUGGGUAGAGCAGGCGAGAGGGUGGAGGGGACUCAGAGGCCAGACUCUGUUGGGUGUUGAUGAAAGGGUCAAUAGAGUCAUUGUAGGUCCUUGAACAAAGGAUGGAUUUAAUGAGAAGUAUUGAGCCCUCUGAUCCAAGAACUCAGGGACAAGGAGUCAGGCACCGGUAAAUUGUGACUCUCCUACUUCUCUUCUGGACCAUCCUGGCCUAAAGAGAUCAGCCAGGAGACAUAAGAUUCCUUGUAGAAAUUUUUGUAUUUACACACCUUACUCACCAUGUUGAGCUCUGCUUGUGACUGUCUGAUGUAUCAACCUGUGGGGAAGUCUCAAGGCUAUGGCUGGAUUCUCUUCAAGAGCUUAUGUUUUUGUGGAAGGGAGAAGGAAAAGCAGAGACCUGACACCCUGAAAACUUGGCCUGGUGCUAUGUCUUCGUGAAGGGUUACCUAUACUACUUUGAUGUGCUCUGUGGUGGCAAGAAAAUUUAACAGGAUUUAUCAUCUGUUUGACCUUAGAGGCUUAUAGUACAUUUUACUGGAAGCAUCUGUCUACUACAUAGGAAACAACUCAUCCCAGUUUAUUGGUGGAGGCCUGAAUUUUGAUCUAUGUCCUCCCUACAUCAGCUGCCUGAAAGUACUUAAUGAUCACAUGACCCUGGACAUGGAUGCUGUCCUGUCAGAUUUUGUCCGUUCCACAGGAGCAGAGCCAGGGUUGGCCCGAGAUCUCCUGGAAGGAAAGAAUUGGGAUGUGAGCGCCGCCCUCAGUGAUUUUGAACAGCUACGUCAGGUCCAUGCUGGGAACCUGCCCCCACCGUUUAGUGAGGGGAGUGGUGGCUCCAGGACUCCUGAGAAAGGGUUUUCUGAUAGAGAGUCUACUCGCCCUCCCCGACCCACCCUACAGCGGCAGGAUGACAUCGUUCAAGAAAAACGCCUGUCUAGGGGCAUCUCCCACGCCAGCUCCAGCAUUGUUUCCCUGGCCCGGUCCCAUGUCUCCUCCAAUGGUGGGGGUGGGGGGAGCAGUGAGCACCCCCUGGAAAUGCCCAUCUGUGCCUUCCAGCUUCCAGAUCUCACUGUGUACAAUGAAGACUUUCGCAGCUUCAUAGAGAGAGACCUCAUUGAGCAGUCCAUGCUGGUUGCCUUGGAGCAGGCAGGGCGUUUGAACUGGUGGGUGAGUGUGGACCCCACCUGUCAGAGGCUCCUUCCUUUGGCAACUACUGGAGAUGGAAACUGCCUCCUGCACGCAGCCUCUCUUGGGAUGUGGGGUUUCCAUGAUCGGGACUUGAUGCUACGGAAAGCUUUGUAUGCACUAAUGGAGAAGGGAGCGGAGAAGGAAGCAUUAAAACGGCGCUGGAGGUGGCAGCAAACUCAGCAGAAUAAAGAGUCGGGGCUGGUAUACACAGAGGAUGAGUGGCAGAAGGAAUGGAACGAGCUGAUCAAGCUUGCCUCAAGUGAACCCCGCAUGCAUCUAGGUACCAAUGGAGCCAACUGUGGUGGGGUGGAGAGUUCAGAAGAGCCUGUGUAUGAGAGCCUAGAAGAAUUCCAUGUUUUCGUCCUUGCCCACGUGCUUAGGAGGCCCAUAGUAGUUGUGGCAGACACCAUGCUGAGGGACUCUGGCGGGGAAGCAUUCGCCCCUAUUCCCUUUGGGGGAAUCUAUCUGCCCUUGGAGGUUCCAGCCAGCCAGUGUCACCGCUCCCCUCUGGUGCUCGCCUACGAUCAGGCCCACUUUUCUGCACUUGUGUCCAUGGAACAGAAGGAGAAUGCCAAGGAACAAGCUGUGAUCCCACUUACAGAUUCAGAGCAUAAGCUGCUGCCCUUGCACUUUGCUGUGGACCCUGGAAAGGGCUGGGAGUGGGGCAAAGAUGACAAUGACAAUGUCCGAUUGGCCAGUGUAAUCCUGUCCCUGGAGGUCAAAUUGCAUCUGCUGCAUGGCUACAUGAAUGUGAAGUGGAUCCCAGUGUCCUCGGAUGCACAGGCUCCCCUGGCCCAGCCUGAGUCCCCGACAGCCUCAGCUGGAGAUGAGCCCCGGUCCACUCCUGAGUCUGGGGAAUCAGACAAGGAGUCAGUUGGCAGCAGUUCUGCCAGCAAUGAGGGCAGCAAGCGGAAAGAGAAGUCAAAACGAGAUCGGGAAAAGGACAAGAAAAGAGCAGAUUCUGUGGCUAACAAACUGGGCAGCUUUGGCAAAACCUUGGGCAGCAAGCUCAAGAAGAACAUGGGAGGCCUGAUGCACAGCAAGGGUUCUAAGCCUGGAGGGAUGGGAACAGGGUCGGGGGUAAGCAGUGGCACUGAGACACUGGAGAAGAAGAAGAAAAACUCACUGAAGAGUUGGAAGGGUGGCAAGGAGGAGGCAGCUGGGGAUGGGCCUGUAACUGAGAAGCCCACAUCUGAGUCUGUUGGUAAUGGAGGGAGCAAGUAUAGCCAGGAGGUGAUGCAAAGCCUGAGCAUUUUGAGGAUUGCAAUGCAAGGGGAGGGGAAGUUUAUUUUUGUUGGAACCCUGAAGAUGGGUCACCGUCACCAAUAUCAGGAGGAGAUGAUCCAACGCUACCUUUCUGAUGCUGAGGAGAGAUUCCUGGCAGAGCAGAAGCAGAAGGAGGCAGAGAGGAAGAUCAUGAAUGGAGGGGUAGGGAGUGGGCCUCCUCCAGCCAAAAAGCCAGAGCCAGAUGGCGGGGAGGAGCUGCUGACUGCCCCUCCAGCAGAGUCCAAGGCGGUGGCAUUGUCUACUGGCUACCCUGGUGGCUUUACUAUCCCUCGGCCUUCUGGGGGUGGAGUCCACUGCCAGGAGCCCCGGAGGCAGAUGGCAGGGGGGCCAUGUGGGGGGGGCCUGCCACCAUAUGCCACCUUCCCCAGACAGUGCCCUCCUGGGCGACCCUACCCCCAUCAGGACAGCAUCCCUUCUCUGGAGCCAGGCAGUCACUCCAAGGAUGGAGUUCACAGGGGUGCAUUGUUACCACCCCACUUCCGCGUGGCUGAUUCCUAUAGCAACGGCUACAGAGAGCCCCCUGAGCCAGAUGGAUGGGCUGGAGGUCCCCGGGGGCUUCCCCCAACCCAGACCAAAUGCAAACAACCGAACUGCAGCUUCUAUGGACACCCUGAGACAAACAACUUCUGCUCCUGCUGUUACAGGGAAGAACUGAGGAGAAGGGAACGUGAACCGGGUGGGGAGCUGCUGGUGCACAGGUUCUGAAUGGGGAAACCUUGGAGGGCAAGGGGGCUAAACAAAGAAAGUUAAGCUUAAUUAAUUGGCUCAUAAGACCCAGCCCCCAUGUUGAUGGGGCAAAUGCAGUAAUGUUUGUGUGAGCCUGGCCAGAAACUUUUAAGUGUGUAUGCUCUGGAGAGCUGCCAGGCUGGCAAGAGCAGGUCAGGGCUGGAUGGUGCCUCAAGGGCUGUACUGGUCCUUUGCCCAUCUUGACUUAAUGGUACUGAGGAGGUACAAGGGGGGAAAGAUGGUAAUUCUGUGUCAUAACCCCUUGGGUCCAUCCCAGGACCUAAGGGAAAGUGUAAGGGAAGAUUUGAUGUGAGGGGGUGGGGAGGUGGGCAGAAGUCUGGGGGAGGAACUGGCAAAGGAGGUUCUCAGUCAAUAAAAGAGAAAACAGACCAAAGUUCUUUUAGGUUGGAAAAAAGCACAUGGUGGUGGAGUUGGGAGUGCGGAGGGAAACUGGGAAAUUAGUCAAAUUUGCUAUUGAGUUGAAUUAAGGUAGAAAUUUAGUGUUGGAUAAAUUUUUCCUCCUGAAGGAUCUGGAAAGACAAGGCAGUAAUGUGUGCUUAUGGAUGCUUAUUAGGAGGGGGCUGGCUUAAAUCAGUUUAGUGAGAUGGGAAAGGGUGGAACUUAAAAGGGGAAUCUUCUUCCUCUUGAGUUUGAUUUCCUUCUAAACAGCCAUCUGUCAUCCCUUCUAGUUCGAGAGAUUGCCAAUUGCCCCCUGUCUUUUUCUCAUCCUUUUUGAGGGCUGAGCUAAGAAGGUUGUGAUUUUUUUUUUAAGACUUUAAUUUUAUUAAAAAACAACAACAACAAAAAAAGUUCUCUCUGGGGAAGGCAAGAGAAUGAUGCGAAGAGCAGCUGUGUGUGUUGAAUUUUCUCCAGGUGAAUUGGUGCAGAGGUGAUCUUUUUUUAACUACUAGCAAUAACCACAUAUUGGGGUUUGAGUGCGCCUUGGGAGGGUGGUGGGAGGAGGACAGACUUUUGGCCAGACUGUUUCAAACAAAACCAAAAACCUAAAUAGAGCACUACCAUCCUCUGCUGCUGUGUUUCUGUAGAAAGCAACUUAUUUUUUGGAAUUUUUUUUUUUUUAAAGAAAAGAAACAAAAAGACCCCAGCAAGCAAAAACAUUAUAAAAAAUAUUUUUUUUUCCUCCUAUUUAAGUGAUUCUUUCUCCUUCCUCUCUACUUUUGGAGAAUGAACUUAACAUCCCGGCUUCUUUUGUUAAGCCAUAGCUGACCUUAAUCUGUGGUUAGUUUAUUAAAAUAAUAAAAAUACUUUGUAAGAAGAGAUAUUUUUGAUAAUAGGACUGAUGUUGAAACUUGGGGUAGGGGUUAGGGGCAAUUUAUAAAAAGGUAGAGAAAUAUAUUUUAGUGAACUGUAACCACAGAUCACAGAUUACUCCCAAUGAGCUGAUCUGUCUUUGGAUUUCCCCCUUCCCCUUCCCCCGCCCCCCAACCCAUCCUUUUCCCCAGAGGGUGGGAGUGGGUCUGUGGACACAGUAGGGGGGAGCUCCUUUGCAUUUUGCACAAAGCACAAGUCUGGACAGCCUAUGCUCUGGCCAGCACCAUUUCUAAGAGCUUUAAACUGGAGGACCUAUCCUGGGCCAAUUUUCCCUUUUCUUUAAAUUUUUUUUUUCUGGGGGAAAAAAAAAACUCAACUAUGCAAUUGUAUACACUCCUGGGUGCAUAUGAGGAAGGGGAAUAAGUGUACUUAAGUGUCCAGAGUGUUAAUUGGGGCUAUUUUUCUGUAUUUGGAUUUCUCUUUUGAGGUAUGUACUCAUAAACCAUCCUGUGGAAUGUAAUCCCCACAUUUGAUCCAAGGCAGACAUGGGCUGGGUGUGUGUGUUAGGGGAACUCGUGUUUGGCCUGUGUUGCUUCUGCCCAGUCAGGAAAGUUGUCAUCCCAUCUCCCCUUUGGUAACAAAGCCAGCCAAGACUGUCCUAUGCAUUGGAACUGCUCACAAUUUAGAAAGUUUCCUUUCUCCUCAACAAACUUGAAAAGUCACCUAUUUUCUAAAUCUGAUUGUUGAUUUAAUAAUUUCCAUGGCUGUUAAUUCUUAGGCUUUUAUUUGAAAACAAACCUGGUGUUAAGGAAGCAAUGAGGUCGAAGGAGAUAGGUUCCAAAGGAGGGUAUGUAUAUAUUUCUGGGCAGGACUGGGACUAGUGUGAGACAAGCACGCCCCUCAGGUUCAAAACUUAAGGAGAUACCAGAAACUUAGUAAUCAAGAUAAAUACUGUUUUAAUGCAGUAUUUUUAAAAAUUAAUGCAAAAAAUCCAUGAUGAGCAAAAUAUCAGAAUCUUAAAAAAGACAGAAUCCAACAGGACUGGGGUUAGAGUGAGGGAAGGAACGCUGAACUGAGCAAGUACGGGUUGAAUCCUGUCUUUAUUUAAAAUUUUGAUACUUUAUUCAUUGUGGAUUUUUUUACAUUAGUUUUGAUUUUCAAAAUAUACUGUGUUAAAAUAGUAUCUUGGUUACUGGGUUUUGGGGCACCCCUUAAAUUUUGUGCCCAAAGUGAGUGCCUUGCUCACCUUACCCUGUUUCCGGGGUUAGAACAACACUGGUGAGACCACCACCUUAUGAACUUCGUCCCCUAACAUGCACCCAAACAACAGGUGGCUCAAACUCACACCAAGACUUUGCAUAGCUCACCUAGCUUUCCCAUAGGCAUCCAUCUAUAUCAUAGGAUUUUGGCCUGGACCAAUAGAAAUGGAAACAGACCAGGGACUUUCCCAGAGAAUAAAACCAGGAAAGUUGAUUCUCCACUGGACUGCUGUGUUUGGAUUUGAUCUCUUAUUAGAUUCUAGUUAAUACUUUUGUUUUUAAAAACUGAGGACAAAUGAACAAAAAUGGAAACCUUGUGUCAUGUUUGCUUUUGUUCUGAUUUAUAAAUGAACCAAUCCCAAUUGCUUUUGACUUCUUUUCAAAUAAAAAAGGUGGAAAUUCUGGUGGGUGGCCUAGGGGUGAAUAUGGUAAAAUAGGGCUUUAUUUAGGCCCUCUAGCUUUUUCAUUAAGAAAUAAAUUUUUUUUUUAAUUUGGGAA